This is a messenger RNA of Macadamia integrifolia, 1196 nucleotides long. Its product is annotated as cinnamoyl-CoA reductase-like SNL6. Gene Ontology annotation, molecular function: 3-beta-hydroxy-Delta5-steroid dehydrogenase (NAD+) activity. Gene Ontology annotation, biological process: steroid biosynthetic process. The record is from RefSeq and is a predicted model, not a curated record. The transcript has 5 exons. Bases 59 to 1159 code for a protein of 366 amino acids. NCBI's taxonomy places the organism in Eukaryota, Viridiplantae, Streptophyta, Magnoliopsida, Proteales, Proteaceae.
UUCUCGUGUUCAAAAUUAGUUGUCCUUAGCUUAGAGUGAGGGAGAGAAGUAGAGGAAUAUGAUGAGUUGCAGAGGAGGAGAGGUGGUGGUAUCUAAGCCUCAGGCAACACCAGCAUCACCACCUUCACCACCUCUUUGUGAACAAGAGAAUAAUCCAUGGGGAAGAAGCUUCAAUGGUUUAGGGGGGAAUAUGAAGGGGAGUGAAGAGAGGAGGUUGGUCUGUCUCACUGGUGGGAAUUUCUAUUUGGGUUCUCACAUACUCAAGCAACUCUUGGCUCGUGGCUACCUCGUUCGACUUGCUUUACAACACCCAGUGGAAGUGGAGGAGAUGAUGAUGAAGUUGAAAGGAGGAGGGAUGGAUGAGGAGGUGGGAGUGGGAUUGGAGAGUGUGGUGGUGGGCAAGUUGGGAGAUGUGGAUAGUCUUUGCAGGGCCUUCACUGGUUGUUGUGCAGUUUUCCACACCUCCUCUUCUUUCGACCCUCACGGCGUCUCCGGUUAUUCGGAAACAAUGGCCUUUUUGGAGACAGAGGGAGCAAAGAACGUUAUUGAGGCGUGUGGGAGAACUGCAUGUGUGAAGAGAUGUAUCUUUACUUCAUCUCUACUCGCUUCUAUAUGGCAAGCCAAUGUUGCCAAUGCAGUCAUCGAUGAGAGUUGUUGGAGUGAUGAAGAGUUCUGCCGAGACAACAAGCUUUGGCUUGCCUUGGGUAAGACGACAGCAGAGAAGAUUACGUGGAGGAAGUCCAAAGAAAUGAAAGUUAAUCUUGCCACUAUUUGCCCUGCCCUUGUCAUGGCUCCCACCUUUCCAAACGCUCACACUGAAGCUUCUCUACCCUAUCUUAAAGGAGGACAGGUGAUGAUAGAACAAGGUGUGUUGGCAACUGUGGAUGUUGACACUGCUGCAAAGGCUCAUGUAGAUGUUUAUGAAGCUAUGGAUUAUGGAGCUUGUGGGAGAUACUUAUGCUUUGAUAGAGUUGUGAAAAGAUUAGAUGAGGUUAUCGAUCUUGAGAAUGGGUUGAAGAUGCAUGGCCUAUUGUCAAGAGGAAGAAAUGCUUUAUCAAACCAUGUAGAAGAUGAAGAAAGUGACCAGGGCCCUCUUAGUAAUGCUAAGCUUGCUAAAUUGGUAUCUUAUGCUUCUCAACAUGUAUCUUGCAAUCAGUGAAUUACAACUUCCUAAUCAGUAUAGUUUUUUCUUAUCA